AUGGCUUUCAUUCAAAAUCCUCUUCUCUUGCUUCUCACUCUCUUCACUGUGAUCACUGUCCCUGCCACCUCACAACCAUGCACUUUAUACCCUUUUCCCAAUCACGUUAACUAUGCAGCAUGCGAGGACUUGGCAAAGGCAAAUGCAAAGGGUUCCAGUUGGAUUGCUUGGGCCAUCAACCCUACAUCAAAGGGUAUGGUGGGUUCCCAAACAUUUGUGGCUAUUCAUAAAUCUGAUGGGACUAUCAAAGCCUAUGCGUCACCAAUAACAAGUUACGAAACUAUGUUGCAAGAGGGUAAUCUCACUUUUCCUGUUUAUAGUGUUUCGGCCUCUCACACAAAUGGUAGCAUCAUCAUCUUUGCAAGUUUCCAACUUCCAACCAAUAAGACUUUGGUGAAUCAUGUUUGGCAAGAAGGUUUGGUUUCCCACGAUGGGACUCCAAGGCCACACUCUCUUUCGGGACCUAAUCUUCAAUCUUUUGGAACCUUGGAUUUUGUAUCUGGGAAGGUUUUAGAAACCGGUGGAAAAAUGAACACAAGGACUAUACUGAGAAACGUAAGAAAACAUCAACUUUAUAGAAUAGAUUUAAUCUUAUUUAUUAACAGUUGGGGAAUACUAAUGCCUAUUGCGGUAAUAUUUGCACGGUUCAUGCGGGGAUUUGAUGGUUUAGGAUCUACUUGGUUUCGUUUGCAUCGAGCAUGUCAAUCUUUAGCAUUUGUUGUUGGGAUUGCUGGCUUUGGUACUGGUUUGUAUAUGGGGAAUCAUUAUGGGGUUCGUCAUGCUCCUCACCGAUGCAUUGGAAUCACUCUGAUGUGUCUUGCAUUUGCUCAAGUUUGUGUUGCUGUAUUUCUGAGGCCAAAAAAGGAUCAUAAGAACAGAAUAUUUUGGAAUAUUUUUCAUUAUAUGGUCGGCUAUGCAACAAUUGCUCUAUCCAUAUUCAAUGUCUUGAAAGGUUUUGACAUCCUCAAUGCUCAUAAGAUCUGGAAAAUGACAUAUGUUGCUAUAAUCAUAGUAUUGGCCAUAAUGGCUAUGAUUUCGGAGCUCAUAACUUGGAUUUGGGUUUGCAAGAAGAAGAGGAACAAUAAGCACGCGGAGCAUGUCGACAUCAACCAGCACCAGCAGCCCUAG
Abrus precatorius (Indian licorice) is the source of this 1128-nucleotide messenger RNA. RefSeq names its product cytochrome b561 and DOMON domain-containing protein At5g47530-like. The record is from RefSeq and is a predicted model, not a curated record. Lineage: Eukaryota; Viridiplantae; Streptophyta; Magnoliopsida; Fabales; Fabaceae. The transcript is spliced from 3 exons. The coding region runs from base 1 to 1128 and encodes 375 amino acids.